AUGCGAGACGCCGACGCGUCCGAAUAUUGGAACCUCCUUGUUUCCAGCGCUCGCCGGUACGGAGCGCGGCCGACCUUGACGGCUGCCACUGUUAUUGUUUACAUCGGGACGCACAGCUGUGUCCAAUCGGAGAGCCCGGUUCGUCAACUGCGCAAUUCCGUCUGGAAGCGGCGGUUUUGCUUUUGCGUAUCGGCGGACCCCAUCGUCCUAUCGGCUUUUUUUCCCACCGCACACAUCGUCACCGCCGUCGGUUCCAACCACACUGUCCGUCAGCCAUCGUCGUCGAAUCUUUUCAGUUUUCCUUUCGUUUAA
Macrosiphum euphorbiae (potato aphid) is the source of this 312-nucleotide messenger RNA. The record is from the annotation of a GenBank genome assembly. Lineage: Eukaryota; Metazoa; Arthropoda; Insecta; Hemiptera; Aphididae.